UGCAAUUCCAAUAUUUGACGACUCAGAAUUCUGAAUUGAAGAACACACGGAAAAUCAUGGGACAUCUCGGCAAAAAGACGUCCCCAAUACGAAGGGAUCAAGUCAUGGAAGAGUAAUGGCUGAGAAGUUUGAUCCCAUGAUUUCCUCUGUCUCAAAUCGUCCGGUGACAAAUCUUACAACCGUCCCAUGGGAGCAACAUCCAACAGUUCCUUCCGAUGUGGGCGUGGUCACAAGCUCCCAGUCGCAGCUCAAAGACCUUCUUGGCUUGUUCUGCAUGGUGACGCUGAACCUUAUCGCUUUGCUGGCCAACGUCGGAGUGAUGGUGGCCAUUGCUCGGGCCCCACACCUCAAGAGAUUCGCUUUCGUGUGCCACCUUUGCGCCGUGGACCUGCUGUGUGCCGUUCUCCUCAUGCCCCUGGGGAUCAUAUCCAGCUCGCCCUUUUUCGGUACCGUGGUGUUCACCGUUCUCGAGUGUCAGGUUUACCUCUUCCUCAAUGUGUUUCUUAUCUGUUUAUCGAUUCUCACUGUCACGGCCAUCAGCGUGGAGCGAUACUUCUACAUUGUGCACCCAAUGCGGUAUGAAGUCAAGAUGACCAUCAAUUUAGCGAUGGGUGUCAUGCUUCUUAUCUGGGUCAAAUCGCUUCUCUUGGCUUUGUUCACGCUGUUUGGAUGGCCGGCGUACGGCAACCAAAGUUCAAUUGCUGCAGCUCAUUGCUCUCUCCAUGCGAGCCAUAGCCGCCUCAGGGGAAUAUUUGCCGUGCUCUACAGUGUUCUCUGUUUCCUGGUUCCUUCAGUGAUCAUCUUUACCGUUUACUGCGCCGUGUACAAGGUCGCUCGUUCGGCUGCCCUGCAACAAGUCCCCGCCCUCUCAACGUGGGCCGCCGCAAACCCGGAUAAGAGUCGGACUGACUCGAUCAGCAGCCGGACCACCAUAAUCAACACCAACCGUUCUCUACCGCGGAGACUUUCCCCGGAGAGGGCGUUCAGCGGGGGCAAAGCGGCCCUCACCUUAGUAUUCAUUGUGGGUCAGUUCUUGAUUUGCUGGCUGCCCUAUUUCAUCUUCCACUUGCAAAUGUCUCUGACCGGCUCCAUGCGCAGCCCGGGAGACUUAGAGGAGGCGGUCAACUGGCUCGCCUUCUCCUCAUUUGCGGUGAACCCGUUCUUCUACGGUUUGCUCAACAGGCAGAUCAGGGAGGAGCUGGUUAAGUUUCGUCGCUGCUGCCUAACCCAGCCUGUGGAUUUUGGUGUUUCCAGCCACGAGGGCUCCUUGCAGGAGAACUUCCUCCAGUUCAUCCAGAGAACCGGCAGCACAGCCGAAACCCGCUCCAGCUGUCCCAAUGCCAGUCCCAGAAACACUAUGGACCACAGGGUUAAGAUCCCUGGACAAGUACCUGAAGAUCACGCUAAGACCACAUUCGAUUGACAUUCUAAUUUAUGGAUGGAACAUUUUCUCUUAUUCUUAAGUCUACCUUUUGUUGUUUAAUUGCAGUACUACAUCCCGGGUGAUCUUUCACUUUUAGUCAAGGUGCUUUGGCUGUAACAAACUAUUUCAUGGUUGUGAUAAACUUUGUUCCUUCCCCCCCAACUCCUUUGAAAGAAUGGUGGGGCAUCUAGCGCUUGUGUCGCGUUUCCAACGGACAUUAUCAGCACGGCUCUACCCUGCUCACCACAUUGCCCCAAACCGGAAAAGAUACCGGAACCCAAGACUAAGUACUCCAAAAAUACGAUAACAUUUAUGAGAUUAUUCAUACGGAUUUCGACCCAAAUAGACGUG
Molecule: messenger RNA, 1774 nt
Organism: Hippocampus comes (tiger tail seahorse)
Lineage: Eukaryota; Metazoa; Chordata; Actinopteri; Syngnathiformes; Syngnathidae
Gene: gpr61l
Product: G protein-coupled receptor 61-like
Exons: 2
Coding region: 116-1423 (435 amino acids)
Biological process (GO): G protein-coupled receptor signaling pathway
Cellular component (GO): signaling receptor complex; endosome; plasma membrane
Molecular function (GO): G protein-coupled receptor activity
Source: RefSeq, a predicted model, not a curated record